Messenger RNA from Clunio marinus, 2349 nucleotides. NCBI's taxonomy places the organism in Eukaryota, Metazoa, Arthropoda, Insecta, Diptera, Chironomidae. The record is from the annotation of a GenBank genome assembly.
AUGAUUAAUUCUGUCUUGCAAGUUCACUUUUCAUUGGAUGGAACAGGAUCAGAUUUUAUGUGUUCAAAAUGUGAAAACAUUUUAAAUGAUUCUCAUCAGUCCAAGUUCAAAAUAAAUGAUAAAUUGAAGUGUUAUGAGAAGUUUAGUAAUAAAAAAGUUGACAAUGUCCGCAUUGAACUAUCAGUUCCAAUACACUACAAUUUCAUUAAAGUUGAAGAUGAAUUGAAUAUAUCAACGGAGAUGGAGUUGGUUUCACCAAUGAAUGAAGUCAAAGAAGAAAGUUCUGAAGAUGAAAGUCUAAAGGAUCAUGAUGAAGUUAAGAAUGAAGAGGAAAAUGAACUUGAAAAUCAGGAUCAGUCAAAUCCUCAAUUCAUUUUAUGCGAUGCUGGUGGAAAAGUUUUUAAAAAUGAUCACUCGGUCAAGCGACAUCAGUGCGACAUUUGUGGAUUAACAGCGACAUGUAAAUUCAACAUUUCUUCUCACAUGAACACGCAUAAAGAAUUUAGGACAAAGGAUUUUCAGUGUCAAAUUUGUGGGAACUCUUACUUUAAUAAAAAUGUGCUUCGAUAUCAUAUUUUGAAAAAUCAUGAAAAACCAAAGCACCUUACCUGUUCAUUAUGUAGCAGAACAUUUAGAACUGAAGAAGGUUUAAAAAAUCAUAAGUCACGUCCUCAUCGUUUACCUUGUGAGGUCUGUGGAAAAAUGAUUUUAAACAAUGAACUCAAGCGACAUUUAAAAAUAGUACACUUCAAAAUAAAACCAUAUCAGUGCGAUAAUUGUGGUAAGAAAUUCAGCAGAAAACAACCUCUGAUUAAACACCUGAAUACGCACAAAGUUUAUAGAACAAAAGAUUUUCAUUGUCAAAUUUGUGGAAAUUCCUAUUUUAGAAAAAAUGGACUUGAAAGACAUAUAUUAAUUAAACAUGAAAGACUAAAGCAUCUUACUUGUUCAAUAUGUGAAAGUUCCUUCUAUCUUAAAAAAUCACUAAGAUUUCAUAUAUUAAAAAAUCACGAAAGAUCAGAACUUAUUACUUGUUCAUUAUGUGGAAAGACUUUUAAGUCCGAAGAAGGCUUAAGAAAUCAUAAGUUAAAUCUUCAUCGUUUACCUUGCAACGUAUGUGGAAAAAUGAUUUCAAAGGAAAAUCUUAAGCGACAUUUAAAUACCAUACAUUUGAAUAUUAAACCAUAUCAGUGCGAUAUUUGUGGAAAGAAAUUCAGUAGCAAGUCAGAGAUUGCUCAUCACAUGAUUAAGCAUAUUGGUUUGGAACAUAGAACAAGAGAUUAUCAAUGCGAUCUCUGUGAAGCUUCUUUCUUCGAUAAAAGUGGACUUCAAACACAUACAUUAUACGUUCAUGAAAGACAACAACAUCAUUACUGUUCAUUAUGUAACAGAACUUUUAGAACCGAGCAAGGCUUUAAAAAUCAUAAGUUACGUCCACACCGUUCACCUUGUGAAAUUUGUGGGAAAUCGUUUAGAAAUGAUUUACUCAAGCAUCAUCUAAAUAUGGUUCAUUUCAAUAUUAAACCAUAUCAGUGCGAUAUUUGUGGAAAGAAAUUCUGUAAAGAUUAUCUUCCACGCCACAUGGACACACAUAUUGGUUUGGAACACAGAACAAAAGAUUUUCAUUGUCAGAUUUGUGGAAACUCUUACUUUGAUAAACAUGGAAUUGAAAGACAUAUAUUAACUAUUCAUGAAAAACCAAAGCAUCUUACGUGUUUACUAUGUGGGAAAACUUCUAGGAACAAAGAAGACCUUAAAAAUCAUAAAUUACGUCCCUGUCGUUUACCUUGUAAAAUCUGUGGAAAAUUUAUUCCAACCAAAAGUCUUAAGAAACAUUUAAAUAAGGUGCAUUACAAUAAUAAACCUUAUCAGUGCGAUAUUUGUGGAAAAAAAUUCUGUAAAAUAUCACUUGCUGGUCACAUGAUUACACAUAUUGAUUUAGAACACAGGACAAAAGAUUUUCAUUGCUAUAUUUGUGAAAAUUCUUUUUUUAAUAAAAAAAAUCUUCAAACCCAUAUUUUAAAUGUUCAUGAAAAACCGAAGCAUCUUACCUGUUCAUUAUGCGGAAGAUUUUUCAACACCAAAGAAAGUUUAAAAAAUCAUAAGUUAAUUCCUCAUCGUUUGCCAUGUGAUAUUUGUGGAAAACGUUUCGUUUCUAAACGCUCACUACUGCUUCAUCAAAAUAUGCAUGAAGAGAGAAAAUUUGUUUGUGAUUUUCCUGGAUGUCAAAAGAAGCUCAAAACAAAAUGUAAUCUUAAAAAACACAUUUUAAUCGUUCAUAAAAAAUCCAUGAGCCAUGUCCUGUUGAAAAUGGAUGCAAAUACUCAGGAGGAAGAAAAGAUUCCAUGA